AAAAAAAAAAAAAUGCAUCACUCUGGGUGUUUCCACUCGUGAUUUUUAUGUAACAAAAUGCAGAAUGGUGACAUUUCAGGAGCACGGUUGCAUUCUUCGUGUGUAUUUGGUAAACAGUGAGAGGCGGCAGAGACACUGCAAUGUGCAAUCAUUGGUGCACAGCAGGCAGACCGCAUAGAGAUCGCAGGGAAGGAGCCGGCACCCCACGUCCUGCACCCCCCCUCCUCCUUCUCCUCCAACCUUCGGGGUGGACCAAGGUGUGAUGGCUGAGGGAGCCCGCAGCAGGUAGGUGAGGGGCUGCCUGACGUGCCCUCAUUCAGACACCAGUGGGCUGCUGUUGCUGGGAGAGACAGUGCUGCUGCGACAGGGGAGGAUGAAGCGAGCAACCCAAGGAAGCGCACAGCGCAUGCGCCCUCCGAGCCACUGACUAUAUUCUCAGGCUAGGUACCUAAGGAAGAAAAAAAAAAGAAAAAAAAAUCAGCAUUUUUUAUAUAAAGAAGAAGCUGCACUGCAAAAAAUACCCUGCUCAGGAUUGUAGAGCAACAACAGAUCUCUUGACAGCAUGACACAUCAGGAGGAGGAAAAAGCAGAAUGUGUGCCUAGACACCAGCCCAGUUAGUUUUGUGGAUUACAUUUGCAGUAAAAUGUAUGGAUCUAUCUUGUGCUUGCCCUUGUAUAUAGACCAUGAGACUUGACUGAAGCAAUAAAUAUAUCCUCCAUCUAUGGCGAACGAUAGCCAUGCAGCUGACAACAUUCUGCAAAAUGUGUCUCCUUUAACAGCGUUUUUAAAGUUGACAUCAUUGGGCUUUAUCAUAGGAGUCAGUGUGGUGGGUAACCUUCUUAUCUCCAUCUUACUUGUCAAAGAUAAGACCUUACACAGAGCUCCCUACUACUUCCUGCUGGAUCUGUGUUGCUCAGACAUCCUGAGAUCUGCUAUUUGUUUUCCAUUUGUAUUCACUUCCGUGAAGAAUGGCUCUACUUGGACUUAUGGGGCUCUUACUUGCAAAGUGAUUGCUUUUCUUGGGGUCUUGUCUUGCUUUCACACUGCAUUCAUGCUAUUCUGUAUAAGUGUCACCAGAUACUUAGCUAUAGCCCACCAUCGCUUUUACACAAAAAGGUUGACAUUUUGGACUUGUCUGGCAGUGAUUUGCAUGGUGUGGACCUUAUCGGUAGCUAUGGCCUUUCCACCAGUCCUAGAUGUUGGCACCUACUCCUUCAUUAGAGAGGAAGACCAAUGCACAUUUCAGCAUCGUUCCUUCAGGGCUAACGAUUCCUUGGGAUUUAUGUUACUCCUUGCUCUCAUUCUUCUAGCCACACAGCUUGUCUACCUCAAGCUGAUCUUUUUUGUUCACGAUCGAAGGAAAAUGAAGCCAGUCCAGUUUGUAGCAGCUGUAAGCCAGAACUGGACUUUUCAUGGUCCCGGAGCCAGUGGUCAGGCAGCCGCCAACUGGCUAGCGGGCUUUGGAAGGGGUCCCACACCACCCACUUUACUUGGAAUAAGGCAAAAUGCCAACACCACGGGCAGGAGAAGGCUACUGGUUUUAGAUGAAUUCAAAAUGGAAAAAAGAAUCAGUAGAAUGUUCUAUAUUAUGACAUUCCUUUUCCUGACCUUAUGGGGGCCCUAUUUGGUAGCCUGUUACUGGAGAGUAUUUGCAAGAGGUCCUGUCGUACCAGGAGGAUUUCUAACAGCAGCUGUCUGGAUGAGUUUUGCCCAAGCUGGAAUCAAUCCUUUUGUCUGCAUUUUCUCAAACAGGGAGCUGAGGCGCUGUUUCAGCACAACCCUUCUUUACUGCAGAAAAUCCAGGUUACCAAGGGAACCUUACUGUGUUAUAUGAGGGAGCAUCUGCAAAAUCUUUUAGCCUUGUGAAACACUAUCCUUCUCUGCUAAGCAAUUGUGGCCUGUAGCCAUGUCUUGAGAAGAAGAUCAAGAAUGGAGCGUAAGCAGCAUUGUGCACACUUUGCAAUAGCGCACCUGUAAUCCUAUUUUAUUCUAAAGUGUUCCUGCUGGCCACCAGGGAAGGUUUGUAAUUGAAAACAAAGGACUGAACCACGGUUUUCUUGUGUUCCUGUGGUUGAAAAGCUAGAUCUUACACACACACAAAAAAAAAAAAAUAAUGACAGGUGCUAGGAGCCCACUGCUGAAUGCUGUGUAUAUCACCACAUAUUAACAAGAACACCCAGAAAAGGUUAGCAUUGGACAUCUUAAUAAAUUGAAUUGAGGUAAAUAUGUUAAUAAACAUGCUUUUAAGAGUUGGAAGACUCUUUGAUAUUUAAUACAGUUUCUUUUGCAAUGAUUAACAAGUGGGAAUUUAACAUGUACUGUAACUGAUAAAAGGAUGUGCCAUGCAUUUCUGGAUUGUCGUACUGAGGGAUUUCCUUACCUUGUAAGUCAGUACUGGGGAGCAUUCCAAAGCAGUAUUUUUUUGGUUCAAAUUAUAUUCUACUUUUUCAAGUAUUCUUUCUAUAAAAAGGAGGUUUUCUUUAAUAGUGUAAAGAGCAUUUCAAUGUAUUCUGUGUUUUUGUUUUAUUUUUAUUUAUUUUUUUGCUCUCUUUAUUUUUUUUUCUUAUUUUUGUUUUUAUUUGGCAAAUACGGAUUGAAUUUUUGUUUUAAAAAAAAAAAGAAAACCUAGCUGUCGAUCUGUUUGGCAACGUACUAUCUGAUUUCCAGUAUAAACAGAUCUACUUAUGGAGCACUCAUAUUAAUACUGAAUAAAUACAUGUUGCCUUAAAGGGUUAUCUAGUAUCUUCCAUUUUGUUUAAUUUUGAAACUAAUUCAAUUGGUAACUCGAGUCAGUCAUAUGGGCGUGCAUGAAAGAACGAUGCAAGCCCCUCUUUCUUUGAACUCCUAUUGUUCCCGAAAUCAGUAUGCACAUCACCUAGCUGAGAUCAGCUUGCCAGAUCCAGAUGUGCUGCCCGUUCUGCUUCACCUUAAGAGACACAGGCAGUGGAGUAUGUUUAUAUUUUAAUUGAGCUGUCUAGAAGAGACUGAAGCCUUGGUAUGAUAUUUUGCACAGUUUGGGAAGCAUUUAUUCUACUGAAGGCACAGUCUUCUUUAUACUUUCUGCACAUUUUUGGUGUAUUGGUUGUUCAAAUUAUUUCCUUUCUUUCUUUUUUCUUCUUGUAAAAACAUAUAAUUUUUAGCAUUCUAGAAUAACAUUAUAGUCUGUGAGUCUUUCAUUCUUUAAGAUACAGAUGUGUGUGGAAUUGAAAUAUAAAGUUGCAUUUGCCAAACUUUUCCUGUGUAGCUUGUUAAUUUUCUCUGGAAUAAAAUUUUACAUUUUUCCA
Messenger RNA from Rana temporaria (common frog), 3285 nucleotides. RefSeq names its product G protein-coupled receptor 85 (gene GPR85). NCBI's taxonomy places the organism in Eukaryota, Metazoa, Chordata, Amphibia, Anura, Ranidae. Gene Ontology annotation, cellular component: plasma membrane. The record is from RefSeq and is a predicted model, not a curated record. Gene Ontology annotation, molecular function: G protein-coupled receptor activity. The transcript has 2 exons. Gene Ontology annotation, biological process: G protein-coupled receptor signaling pathway. Bases 723 to 1835 code for a protein of 370 amino acids.